Molecule: messenger RNA, 796 nt
Organism: Esox lucius (northern pike)
Lineage: Eukaryota; Metazoa; Chordata; Actinopteri; Esociformes; Esocidae
Product: leucine-rich repeat-containing protein 72
Exons: 8
Coding region: 24-755 (243 amino acids)
Molecular function (GO): protein binding
Source: RefSeq, a predicted model, not a curated record
UUUGUCCUUAAUACCAGUCAGUUAUGGGGGUAUGUGAGAAGGACAUUGAUUAUGUUCUCCAGAAGUAUGGAAUCAGGAGGGACAGUGAUGUUUGUCAACUUUACCUUGCCAAAAAAGGACUCACAAAUGUUCCGGAUUUGUCAAGAUUCUCCAUGCUGAGAUAUUUAUGGCUCAAUAAUAACAAGAUUAAGAACCUUUCUCACAAUACCCUCAACUGCUGUGUGACAGAACUUUACCUCCAAAAUAAUGAAAUAAAAUCUAUCUCAGGGGCUCUGGGACAUCUAACCUGCCUAAAAGUUCUCCUUCUCCACAACAACCAGAUGCAGAAACUGGAGGACUGCAUGGCUGAGCUCAGGAACAUGCAUAAUCUCCACACUGUCAAGCCUGAAUAUCGGCAGUAUGUGGUUCAUCAACUGCCGUCAGUGCAGGUUUUGGAUAGAAGAGAGGUUAAGCAGGAGGAGAGGAGCCGUUCCUUCCAGCUGUUCAGACCAGAACGCCAUCGUGUUCUCCAGUCUCUGGCCUUUGGCAGACGGGCAGAAACUCCCCUAGGAAGACAGACCAGCAUCUAUGGGGAAGGACGUCGUCUCUUACGGUUCCCAUUAGAUGAUACAGCAGAUCCCAGUGAGCGGACAGCCAAGAGAUCCAUCAUGCAGUUCUCCACUGUGGACUGGAAGUCCAUCCCCACCUCCAACCAGAGACCGCUGGGGGAACGUGACCAGAGAGGGCCUAACAUCCUCAUUGUCACAUUAAGAUAACAGAACCACAAAUCACAGGAUGGAUAAAUCUCAAUUGAAUU